AUGUUGUUUUUGUGGCUAGUCGAAGAUGAUUAUUCGGACGCUGCCGUAGAAAAACCGACAGAAGAAACAGUAGUUCAAAUACAGAACGACGUCCACUCGCCGCCUGACCACGACCUGUUCAUCGAUGCUGCUGAUGAUGGCUCGGGCCUAGACACAGACGAGAGUUCGGGUUCCGGUUGGGGAGCCGGCCCCGGCCCUGACGACGAAGACGGACGGGGAUCAGGUGACGAGCCCAACGGACCUCCUGAUGACGAAGACUAUGGAUCCACCACCAUUGGCAGUGAAGAGACAGAACGCACCAUUAUCGAAACUCCCAUUACGCCCGAUAACUCGGAGCCAGACGACAUUGACAUUCCCGAACAGACGGAGCCUCCUGUCGUAACCAAAGUGAACAUCCCGCUCCAAUUACCAACAGAUCCCAGGAAUAUCGAUGUGCUCAUUCCUAAUACAAGGAACAAGCCAGGCGAAGGCACCUCGGAGGAGGGUAGAGGCGCGGGGGAGGAGCAACCCUCGCGCCCGGAUCAGACAGACAUCAGCAUCUCUGGCGAGGACCUCGUGCCUUCAGUCGUCGGCAAACGAGCAAACGAUUUACCUGAUGGUAAGCAAUCCGUGUCGCCCAUGGACAACCGCAACGACGGAGGAGUUAAGAGUGCAUUGUCGACCUUUUGGGGACUUGGAGGGGAUUUGGAGAUUUUUGAAAAGGGAACGGAUUGGGCCUCCGGUAACCUCACUCACACGGCGAAACACAACUCUUUAGUUAUUUCGCGCCGGUUUUCUGACCAGGAGCCGUCAGGCAGCAACGUAAACCAGGAAUCAAGGGCGCCGGACAAAGUCGUCAUCAUGAACGCCAAGCCCGAGGACCGCGCUACCAGCUUCUUCGCUCAGCCUGGCAUCCUCGCCGCCGUAAUUGGCGGCGCAGUAGUAGGGUUACUAUGCGCAAUCCUGGUAGUGAUGUUCAUAGUGUAUCGCAUGCGCAAGAAGGACGAAGGUUCCUAUGCGCUCGACGAGCCGAAGAGAAGCCCUGCAGCAGCAUCGUACGGGAAGGGCCACAACAACCGCGAAUUUUACGCGUGA
Messenger RNA from Spodoptera exigua (beet armyworm), 1074 nucleotides. NCBI's taxonomy places the organism in Eukaryota, Metazoa, Arthropoda, Insecta, Lepidoptera, Noctuidae. The record is from the annotation of a GenBank genome assembly.